Molecule: messenger RNA, 447 nt
Organism: Pseudocercospora fijiensis CIRAD86
Lineage: Eukaryota; Fungi; Ascomycota; Dothideomycetes; Mycosphaerellales; Mycosphaerellaceae
Exons: 6
Coding region: 1-447 (148 amino acids)
Source: RefSeq, a predicted model, not a curated record
AUGAAGUUUCACAUCCCUCUCCUCGUAGCAUCGCUCACUGCAGUCGUUACCUGCGGUCCAGUUGGCGGAUCAGAAACAAAUAGCGGGCAAGUCGUGCUCCCUUUAAGACCCAACUUUGUACUCAUCCAAGUUACAGAGCGUGAAAAUGAGGAUGUAACCUGGGGGCCACCAGUUUUCCCGGACAGGAAACGUGACAAUGAGGAUUCAUCCUAUGAGAACUACGGCUGGGCGUUCUCUGAUAAGAAAGUGAAAGAGCGUGACAAUGAGGAUUCAUCCUAUGAGAACUACGGCUGGGCGUUCUCUGAUAAGAAAGUGAAAGAGCGUGACAAUGAGGAUUCAUCCUAUGAGAACUACGGCUGGUCGUUCUCUGACAAGAAAGUGAAAGAGCGUGACAAUGAGGAUUCAUCCUAUGAGAACUACGGCUGGUCGUUCUCUGACAAGAAGUGA